AUGCUGUUUUUGCAUGACACAGAAGGUCUGGCAUGGAAGCUCUAGCAUCACAGGUUUCGAGAACCUUCCGCAAUGCCGAAUCCGCAUGACAGGUCCCCUAUUUUGCUGGCAAAAAGUGGGAGCUUUUGCUGCGUAUGCAUGAGAGACUUUUCUGUGUUCUGAAAUACGCAUUACAAGUUGCAUUCUUCCAGACCCAGACAUUUUUACAUUUGGUAACGGAGGGUUUGUUCUGGUUUAACAUGUAUCCUGAGUAAAAACGUACCCACACCAUAGUCAAGAUGGGGAAUCGGCUAGACAAAUCCACAAGUUUUGGCUGUUUUGCAUGACAAAUUUGGAUUCGUAGUGUAGUGCUGUUUGAGCUAGCUCAGCAGCAUCACAGAUCUAGCAUACCAUGCUGAUUGGAGCAUGACAAAUUGCAAAACACGACUAGAAAAUGCUUCUCAUGGGGCUCCGCAUGAGAAACAUUUUCAGCAUGCAGAUUUGCAUUACAACUCUGGUGUGGGUACGUUUUUACUCAGGAUAACAUGCUGCUCAUCAUCCUUGCGCAUUGUCCCUACUUUGGGCAGGCCGGAGUCUACCUGCGGCGCGGCUACGGGUGGUAUCCAGAUGAAAUGCGUCCCUACCGCCCCAAGAAUGGGAUGUCGAUCUAUCUUUGUAUUCGUAAAGCUUCGCGAUUGAUUUGGAUAAACAUGAAACACAAAUGAAGCAUGUGGCACUUGAACGUGAGAGUUUGUAUCAGCAACACAACUCUUGCAAGAUUUCACUGCAUUAUCUUGGAAAAAGAGAACGACAUAAAGUAAAGGUGACGUCGAGCAUGUCAAGGCUGGAUAUAUAAUAAUAAAGCAAAAAGCGGCGCAUACAUCAAAUAGUACAAAACAACAACUUCUUGGAGCGGGGGGGCGCCUCUCAAUAUGAUAGGUGGGAGCAUGUCUUCACGUUCGCCUUCGGGUUUUCUUCUUUGUAUCAGCGUGCACAACCCCCCCACCUGACUUUUUGGCCAUUUUUCAACUCUCCCUUCUGCUGCGUUUUUUACGUAACCGCACUUCUAUUCCCGUAGAGCCUGUAGUGGUAUCUAUCAACAAAACAGUACGGUUAUUUUCCGUGCCUCAUAUUGUGAUUGAUAAUCAUAGUUCCUCUUUCGAGUUUGAACAAGAAGGGGAUUUGGGGAAAAAUUGUGCACCCUGAUACGCCGAUGCUGCUCUGCACGAUUGCGAGCAUCAAGUAUGACAUCGCAAACGACACGGCCUACUACAUUGAGGAUCUGUAUUCCCGUAACCCCGGGCAGAGAGAUCUGGACGCGCGCCGGGCGCUGCACGACCUGACGCACCGAAAGCUGUACGGAUUGGACGUGUACCAGUGGCGCGCGAUGACCCUGUACCUGCUGUCCGUCUCCUUCUGCCACCUGCUCCUGGCCUGCAUGAGCAACCUCGAGCGCCAGACGGACCGCUUUCUCCACGCCUGGAUCGUCUUCGGAAACUGGUUCCUUUACGUAGACCACACACAGCUGACGGACCCCUCCGAUGCAAGUGUCUACGCAGCUGUGAAAGAACCUCGCCCUCAUUCACAAUGCAUUACAUACAGUGACCAACCGCUCAAACCAUGCUUUCUAUAAUAAGUAAGUAUUUUUGUCCUCACGCAGGCAACAUUUCGUCAUGGGCUUACAUCAUGCAAAUCGCGAUUAACAAUUAACAAAAUCAUCGAAGGCUGCUGCAUCAAGUAGGGAUCUUCUAGUACUAUCAAGAGUAACAGAUGAGUACUUAGAUGCAGUGGCGAACGUGGAAUUGUUAGAGGUGCGAGGUUCCUUUUUCCCGGGAUAGUCGGCGCAUGGUGCCAAUUUUCCUGUUCGGCGUGUUCGUGUGCUUCAAAAAGGCGAUGUACCCGGGACGCAGGAAAGUGGAGACGAGCAGCCGGUGGUUCAACGAGAAGGGGCCCGUGCUGUGCGUGUUUCUUUGGCUCUUUUCGGCGGUGAGCAACGUGUUCAGCGCGGUGGUCGAAGAUCGAGACGAGUCCUUCAUUAUGCCCAUGUACCUGAUCUGGUUUGCCAUCACAGGGUGCGCCUUCCUGUCCACCGUGCUGCUCGUGUGCACCGACUACAAGCGGCUCCGCCCGCCCCCCAACAGCUGGCCAAGAUGGAUACAAAAUUCCUUGUUGGUGCGAUGUUUACGUAGGUUUCCGGCACUCGAAAGGUGCUGUUGUGCAUGUUGUCCCAGUUCUUGCAGGAGGCGAGGAGCAGAUGGGGACAUUGAUAGUACAACCCCACCCCAGGAUAAUUCGCAAGGAAGGUACUGAAAAGAGAAAGACUCAGACGCCCUGCAUAGGCUAGGAACAAGAUGAGAAAUAAUGGCAAUUAUUUUACCAAAGACAGUGCGAAAAUUCGUCUGCGGAGGAAGAUCUGGACUGUUCGUUGUUCAUCACUGCAGCCCACAAUAAAGGUACACUUCCACGCUCGUGUCAAUGAAGAUAAAGCGUGUCGCCCAUUUCAUUCUGACCUGAACGU
Molecule: messenger RNA, 2497 nt
Organism: Amoebophrya sp. A120
Lineage: Eukaryota; Dinophyceae; Syndiniales; Amoebophryaceae
Source: the annotation of a GenBank genome assembly